CCGGGGCCCUGUCGCCCUCGUCUCCCGCAGCUCCGGCCUCUCAGCCAUGGGCGCCAUCUGGUCCGCCCUGCUGGUCGGAGGGGGUCUGGCCGGAGCGCUUUUCGUCUGGCUGCUCCGCGACAGGGGAAAGAAGGGGGACGCGGAGCAGGAGCAGGAGCAGGAGCCGGACGCCACUCCUGGGAAGGCUGCGGCUGCGGGAGGCGAUCCCAGUGGCGGCGGCGUACUGAGCCCCGCACCUCCCAGGCCGGAGCUGGUCACCAAACCAGAGCGUCUUCAAGAAAGCAACGGAUGUUUGGUUUCAGAGACCAAAGGCCCUGGUGAUGUGCAGGACGCAGCAUGGAGACUGCGGAGUCCUUCUGGAGAUCCUGGUGACUGUGACAAUUCAAGACAGCAUGUUCCUUUUGGGCAGUUUCCGGACACAGAAGCUAGAGCUGCAUCUGCACCUGGUUACUCUGGGGGUUGCUUUGAAGCGUCAAGAAACAAAAACCGUGAAUCUUGUACAGGAGAACGGGGAUUCCAAAAAGGACAAGAGACACCUGCUAAAGCAGCUCCAUGUCUUGCCGAGAAGCUGCCACCUAGCAACCUGCUCAUGGACAUAGGUAAAGAAGUGAGCCUCGCCCGGUUGGACAGUCAGGACUCAGCUGACCAGGAGGACUGGGAAAUGGUGUCCAGGCACUCCUCUUGGGGAGACAUUGGUUUGGGUGGCAGUCUGGAGGCUUCAAUGGUAAGCCCACACCAGGGAAUGGACAAUGGCAAAAACACUCGUGUGGAAGCAAGGGGUCAUGAAGUGAAUGCCAAAACAAAAAGGGAGGGAGCUAUGACUUCAGAGUCUCAGCAAGUUAGUGUCAGGUUCCAGGUCCAUUAUAUCACAAGCACUGGUGUGCAAUUCAUUGCAGUAACUGGAGACCAUGAGAAGCUGGGGAGAUGGGACACUUACAUCCCCCUCCAGCACGGCAAGGAUGGGUUCUGGUCUCGUUCUGUCUCCCUGCCAGCAGAUACCGUGGUGGAAUGGAAGUUUGUGGUGGUAGAGAAUGGGGGAGUGAUUCGCUGGGAAGAAUGCAGCAAUAGGUUCCUAGAAACUGGCCGUGAGGAUAAAUUGGUUCACAAGUGUUGGGGUUUUCACUGAUUCAGUUUGCAAAAUAUUGAAGAAACCGUCGCAGACUGUGGAAGAGGCUAAGGUCGUGGAGCACACUGAAUAAUUUAAAAUGGAGGAAGUAUAACUCCAAGCUUGAGUUCAGAUUUGCUAAUGGCUUUUGUCUAAUGUGCAGACAUAUAUAUGCAGAUAAUGUUUCCAAUGAGCAUGGCCUUUUUUCCAUGGCAUUGAUGGAUGGAUUUAUGCUGAUCCAUCUGCACUUUAGGGCUUUGUCCUCUUGGGGAGUGACUUGGCUAGGCUUCAGGUGUGGCCUGGUCAGGGAGCACAAAAGCAAUCCAGCUGCACAGGGUUCAAGGUUGAGCCUUUGGGUGAUCCUUACACCAAGGGAGUGAAACAAGCUGCAUGUGAAGAGCUGAAUUCCUCGUGAAGCAGCUGGACAAAUGUUCUCUUGGCUACAUUAUGUUUAAAAAUAGUUAACUGUGAUCAGAAAAUAUCUGUUACUAGAUGUGAUUAGGAAAGCUUGAUUUUACCUGCCUGGUAUGGUUUGAAGGUAGCAAGUGUGUCUUUGUCUUAUAAUCGGAAGCUAGUGUAGAAACAUCAGGCGCAGCCCAUGAGGAAAGGAAACAGAAAUAGGUGCUGAGGCCGGUGGCCUGAAUGAGAGAUCUUAGAGGGCUGGGAGGUACAGAGAGGCACACCUCACUGUGGGGAGGGACACUCCUGAGGCCUUUGUAGAACCAUCUCUGCCCCCGGUAUGGACCGACAGACAGGCUGUCCCAUAGCAGCCGUUUCGGCCUCUCCCCUCUCCUUCCGUAGCUAUCCUGGGGAACCAAGCUGGAAAGGGCAGUGACACAGAAGUCCAUCUUCUUUGCUCUGAGAAGAAAUAAAACAUUUGACCUUUGCCAUUACAAUGGAAAACAAAAUAAAACCUGAAUUUUAAUAUCUUUAUUAACUGUCUGAAUUAUUUGCCUAAAUCCUGGAACCAUAAUAGCUUAGAUGUAAAAUAAAAUACUAAUAUUUUCCUCCAUUAAUAACAGACACAGAAGA
Pteronotus mesoamericanus is the source of this 2137-nucleotide messenger RNA. It is a transcript of the gene STBD1, whose product is annotated as starch binding domain 1. NCBI's taxonomy places the organism in Eukaryota, Metazoa, Chordata, Mammalia, Chiroptera, Mormoopidae. The record is from RefSeq and is a predicted model, not a curated record. Gene Ontology annotation, molecular function: glycogen binding; starch binding. Gene Ontology annotation, cellular component: membrane. Bases 47 to 1126 code for a protein of 359 amino acids. The transcript is spliced from 2 exons.